GGGAAAAACAAAAUCAAAUUUAUGAGUUACCUGGGUCUUUUAACAAUUAUGAUUUAGACUCUUAUAAUAUUAAAAAAACUGUUCCAUAUAAAUCUUUUCUAUGGAAUCUUCUUGAAUGUUUAUUGGAAACUAUUUCACCCGUAUCUAAUUCUCGUUAUUGUUCUUUUUUGGGAUUUUUGAAAAUUUUAUGGACCGAAGUAUUGAAAAAUAUUCGUUCGAACUGGGAGAGAUUUGAAUUGAUUCCUGAUGUCAAUAUUUACAAUUUAUCUGAAUUUGAUAUUGAUUCAUCCAGUCAGAAUAAAUCAAAUUUACAUAAUAGCAAGAGUGCUGACAAUGAUAAUAGUAGUAAUGGUAAUAGCAAUGGCAAUUAUGGGAUUUCAAUUGAAAACGCUAACAAAAAAUCUAUUGUACGUCUUUUUGAACGUCUAACAGAAAAUGCAGCAUCGCCUACUAAUGAAGAUGAUUUAGAUUUUUGCGACAAUUUGGAAAAUUCACUCGCGAAACCUUUGAAAAUUCCUCCUACCCGCAAAACACAUCAUAUUAAUAGACCAAUUUCAAAUCACCAUCGUUCACCGUCUUCUCUCUCAAAUGUUCAUUCAUAUUCUCCUACAACAUCAAUAGUUUCUGAAUUAUCCGAUUCAAAUCUCAAUGGUCCUUCCUCUUUAACAGAAUCAUUUAUUGAUAUUAAACUCAAUUACUCCUCAAGUAUGGAUUCCAACCAAAGUUAUGAAUCUUCUGGCAAAAAGGCUCGCAAAGAUCCAGUAAAAGUAAAUAAUAAUAGUAUUCAAUAUGGUACGGAAGAGGAAGUAAAAGAUGAAAAUGAAAGAGAAGGCCAUAUUCAUACACACAAUGGUAUUACCUUAUUAAAAACAGGCGAACAAAUGUGGGUUCCAGGAACACAGGAUCUUGGAUUCAUGACUGAGGAUAUGUUGUAUGAACAGGAACAAUUACUUGAAAAAUUGGAAACAUCAGAACGCGCAAAAUUGCAAUCAGCUCAUCUAAAAUCAGACAUGCAAGCUUUCAAGGCUGCAAAUCCACAUGCUAUCUUGGAAGAUUUUAUUAGAUGGCAUUCACCAAAGGACUGGAUCCCAGAUGAUAGUGGCGACCCUAAUAAAGGAAAACUUAGCCCAAGGAUGAUGGCAGAAGGAAAUCUUUGGCAGGAACUUUGGAUGUCUGCAAAAAGAGUUCCAGUAAAACGUCAAAAACCUAUUUUCAAAUAUAACGGAGAAGCAGAAAAGGCGUUACAUUAUUUAGAACAUUUACAGAUUCAUGAAUUAUUUAUACAAGACAUCAAACCAGUGGCGUCUAGUAUAUCAAAACUAGCACAAGAUUUGAUUAGAUUUCCGUGGAAUGAUGUAGG
Entrophospora sp. SA101 is the source of this 1360-nucleotide messenger RNA. Lineage: Eukaryota; Fungi; Glomeromycota; Glomeromycetes; Entrophosporales; Entrophosporaceae. The record is from the annotation of a GenBank genome assembly.